Microthlaspi erraticum is the source of this 411-nucleotide messenger RNA. NCBI's taxonomy places the organism in Eukaryota, Viridiplantae, Streptophyta, Magnoliopsida, Brassicales, Brassicaceae. The record is from the annotation of a GenBank genome assembly.
AUGGCUUCAAAAGUCUCAGCCUCCCUUAUCCUUUUCCUCACAUUCAACAUCCUCUUCUUCACUCUAACCACUGCGUGUGGCGGUGGCUGCAGCCCCAUCCCCAAACCCAAGCCUAAACCUCAGCCCACCCCAAAACCUUCUUCCUCACUAGGAAAGUGCCCAAAAGACACUCUCAAACUCGGCGUUUGCGCUAAUGUUCUGAAGGAUCUACUCAAAAUCCAACUGGGAAAACCGCCAGUCAAACCUUGCUGCUCGGUCCUCAAUGGUUUGGUUGAUCUUGAAGCAGCGGCUUGCCUCUGUACCGCCCUAAAGGCUAAUGUUUUAGGCAUUAAGCUUAAUGUUCCCGUCUCACUCAGCCUUCUUCUCAAUGUUUGUGGAAGGAAAGUCCCUUCUGGAUAUAAAUGCACUUGA